AUGAGGUGGGAAAGGGUCCGACAGCAGCAGCAACAAGUGGGUCUCGGUGAGUCUUGUUCCGGGCCCGGAAAGAGGUGGGGACACACUUGCAACGCCAUUAAAGGAGGUAGCUUUCUCUACGUAUUCGGUGGCUAUGGCAGAGAUAAUUGCCAAACCAAUCAAGUCCAUGUGUUCGAUGCUGCAAAGCAGAUAUGGACUCAGCCAAUGAUCAAUGGCUCACCGCCUCUUGCUAGGGACAGCCACAGCUGUACAACAGUCGGCGACAACCUCUUCGUGUUUGGUGGUACUGAUGGAGUAAACCCUCUCAGUGAUUUGCACAUUCUUGAUACUUCUUCACAUACUUGGAAAUGUCCGAGUGUUAGGGGAGAGGGACCUGCGGCAAGAGAAGGUCACAGUGCCACGCUCGUUGGUAAAAGGCUGUUUGUGUUUGGUGGAUGUGGGAAAUCUUCUGAUAUUAAUGACGAUAUCUAUUAUAAUGAUCUUUACAUACUCAACACAGAGACUUUUGUGUGGAAACGUGCUCCUACGAUUGGGAAUCCUCCAUCUGCACGAGAUAGCCACACUUGCUCAUCGUGGAAGAACAAAAUUGUUGUUAUUGGUGGUGAAGAUGGGCAUGACUAUUAUCUGUCCGAUGUUCAUAUCCUUGAUACAGAUACAUUCAUAUGGAAGGAGCUGAAUACUUCAGGGCAGUUGUUGACACCUAGAGCUGGUCAUGUCACUGUUUCACUUGGGAGGAAGUUAUUUGUGUUUGGAGGGUUUACAGAUGCUCAGAAUCUUUAUGAUGACCUCUAUGUGCUUGAUGUCGAUACAUGUAUGUGGUCAAAGAUUCUCACCAUGGGAGAAGGGCCAUCUGCUAGGUUCUCUUCUGCAGGGGCUUGUUUAGAUCCUCACAAAGCCGGAUUUCUCGUCUUUGUUGGUGGCUGCAAUAAAAACCUAGAGGCACUAGAUGACAUGUUCUACUUGCACACAGGGCUUGGAUAUGAUGCAAGGUUUGAUCAGAAUGUAGGGGGGAUGUCUCUAAAGAAGCAACUGAAGAUAAAAUGCCAAGAACAGAGUCACGCUAGUUCCUUAUACGAUAAAUCUCUUGUCCCAAUCGAUAUGGAUCAUCAUCAAGGAAGAGGGAGUUUCAAUCUGAACACUGGCCAAUUUGAGCAAGGAAAGAUGAUGUUUCAAGCCAAAGUAACCGAGAGUUUCCCAGUUGGUUACAGUAUAGAAACAAUUAUAGAUGGAAAAGUGCUUCGUGGUGUUUUGUUUUCAACCAAGCACAGCUCCGGUCUGGUGACUGAUCAAAGCUUUAGUAGAAAGAGGCCAGCUAUGUUGAAUGGCGAUCAGGAUAACAGAUCAAAAAUACCAAGAACGUUGAACAAGGAUCAAGCUGAUGCUACUGAAUCCAAAGAUUCCCCAUCGGACGGCGUGGAGGCUAGUAUUGGUCCCAUCAGGAACCCUAUGGAUGUUAACAUGAACACAUCAGCAGUUGCACCACAGGAAACCGCUGUUGUUACAUCUGAUGUCAAGAACCAAGAUGGAAGCCAGCUCGAUAUGGGUACUGUGAAUGCAGCUCCAUCUUCAGUUGAUCAGACAGAUGAAGCGUCUUUAGAAUCUAGAAAUGCGAUAUCGAUUGAUGUUGGAGCUAGUAAGACCGGAGCUGGAGAGUCGUAG
Messenger RNA from Microthlaspi erraticum, 1659 nucleotides. The record is from the annotation of a GenBank genome assembly. Lineage: Eukaryota; Viridiplantae; Streptophyta; Magnoliopsida; Brassicales; Brassicaceae.